Molecule: messenger RNA, 728 nt
Organism: Drosophila innubila
Lineage: Eukaryota; Metazoa; Arthropoda; Insecta; Diptera; Drosophilidae
Exons: 3
Coding region: 96-503 (135 amino acids)
Source: RefSeq, a predicted model, not a curated record
AACAUACGUUAGGAAAACCAAGAGCUGAAACAAGAAAACCAUCAAUAAUAUUUAUUAAAAAUAUAAAGUUUAAUUUUGGAAGAGAAAAAUUUAAAAUGGAAACAAAUACAACAUCCUUGCUGCCAUACGUGUUGGAUCUGCUCAGUCGAAAGCCAGAUUUAAGCUCAACCACCGAAGAGCUGUGCGAGCAUAUGAAGGAUGUGGUCAUCGAGGAUGUGAUCAGUCCAUUUGGAUCAUUGCAACGUGCCGUGGAAUUUGCCAUCGAGCUGGGCAUGAAUAUUGGACUACUCUCUCUGACUGAGGAGAAGGUGCUAAUGCCAUUCAAACUGAAGCCAAGCGCAUCGAAUAUCAAGAAUACAGCACUGCCGCCGACACAGUGUCGCAGUUUGAUCAAACGUCUGGCCAAAACGCUUUGCCUACAAAAAAUCAUCAAUAAUCUGUAUCAAACCGAAACGCAUAUUGGUUUUAGUUUCGCUUUCGGCUAUGUUCGAAAAUCUGUUUAGCAAAAACUUCUCAUUUUAACUUUGUUACGGUUAACGAUCUCUUGUUUCUUUCGGAUUCGAAAUACCGGUAUGGUUGUCAAAAUUUGGAACAUGUUUUAAAAAUAUUAAUUGAUUAAAUAACCAAUUUCAAUCGGCUAAUACGUGCCAAUUGUUACGUUUUCUUUCUUGUCAUAAAACAAAAAUAUUGUAUAAGUCGUAACAAAUAAACAUAAUCAGAUUCAGAUC